UUGGAGCCACAAUAUGAAAGUUUUGGGGAUGAUCCAUAACGACAAGAAGAGCAUGUGGGUCGUGGGCGAGUCAGAGGAAAGCAUUGCGAUUGGCUUCAUUUUUUUCAUGGGCCCCAAAUGGGAUCUCAGUUCAGCUUUCAGCAAACUACAGACCAACGAUGAGGAGAAGAGGAGUCUGAUUACAGCUGUAACUGUGGACAAAGGCUUUGUUGUGUCUGGAGACGUGAGGGGCAACAUGUGGUUCCUCCAGCUUACAGGGGAUUUCUCAUGGAGCAGCAGAAAACCUGCCCACAAAGACAGGAUCAGCGUGUUGAGACUCUCUGACCACACCAUCAUAUCAGCCUCCUAUGAUAGGACGGUGAAGCUGUGGGACAGAAACACCAAGAAACAGAUCGGUAUGUUUGUGUGUGGAGGUCCCAUUCUUGAACUGGAGGUGAACCCUGAAAAACCCACUGAGCUGGUUUGUGGUGACGGACAAGGAAAACUCUACUUUCUCUCCUGGAAAGAAUAAUCCUAAACAUAUAUAUAUAUAUAUUACAUGCCAAAGAUUGCUAGAAAUGUUUUGGGUAAACCUCUAUAUAAAAAAAGUCAUGUUUACAUGUGCCUUUUAAUUUAGAUGGGGAAAAAAACAUGUCACAAAAAAUGACUGUUCGUUAUAAUUAUUUGAACUGAAUUAUUAAUUUAAUUAGAAAAUUGUAUUGGAAGGGAAAUAGGAAUGUGGGAUAUGAAAUACUUGAAGUGGAAAAAUCAGUGCAAUAAAUAUAAGUGAUCUCUUCUUA
Micropterus salmoides (largemouth bass) is the source of this 779-nucleotide messenger RNA. Its product is annotated as mitochondrial division protein 1-like. The transcript is spliced from 5 exons. Bases 14 to 511 code for a protein of 165 amino acids. Gene Ontology annotation, biological process: telomere maintenance via recombination. Gene Ontology annotation, cellular component: telomerase holoenzyme complex. Lineage: Eukaryota; Metazoa; Chordata; Actinopteri; Centrarchiformes; Centrarchidae. The record is from RefSeq and is a predicted model, not a curated record. Gene Ontology annotation, molecular function: telomerase activity; protein binding; telomerase RNA binding.